CCCCCUCCCCUGCUCUUCCUCCAGGUUCCCCUCGGAGGGGAGGAGAGCCGCACUUUGGCCGAGGAAAGCCUUGGCCCCCUUCUCCUAGUGGGGGGAAGUGAAGUGGGAGUCUGCAGGAGGAGCUGGCGGGGCGUGUGUGUGUCGGUGUGUCUGUGUGUGCGCGCACACAGCCGCACGGCUCCUUGGCCGCCCUGUUUCCUGGUGCUCUGCUCUCUUGACCCCAGUGGCAGUCCCUGUCACUGCACUCCUCUGCUCCCUCCUCCAGCUCGCCUCUCGCUCUCCUUCUCCCUCUCUCCCUCUCCCUCUCUCCCUAGCUCUCUUUCUCCUCAGAUCGAGGCUGCUCUCAUUCUCUCUCUCCCUCUCUCCCUCUCCUUUCCAACCCAGCCAGCCGGUGGGACCUCCGGGGUCGAAGGUUCUGCCCUGCCUCCACCAACCUCCACCUCCCCAGCGCCUCUCUCCUUCUCUCCCUGUCUCCUUCUCUCCCUCUCUCUCCCAGCUCUCUCUCCAACUCCCCUAUGGAUCGGCUCGUUUCAGAGCACUGAAGGCAUCUCCAAGACCCACAUCCCAGCCAGAGAAAGAUACUCGUGGUCUUGAUGAGUAAGUCGCCCUUCGGGUUCCGUCUUUGGCUACAGCACACGAUGCCUGCGCCCAUCCUUUGCUCCAGAAAGUUGUGAAUUGCUCAUGACUAUAAGGAGGAAGCAUGGCACAUGGGAUCCCUUCUCAGGGCAAAGUCACCAUCACCGUGGAUGAGUACAGCUCGAACCCGACCCAGGCUUUCACUCAUUACAACAUCAACCAGAGCAGGUUCCAGCCUCCACAUGUACAUAUGGUCGACCCUAUCCCAUAUGACACUCCAAAACCAGCGGGCCACACACGGUUUGUCUGCGUCUCCGACACACACUCCAGAACAGAUGGCAUCCAGAUGCCUUAUGGGGACAUCCUUCUCCACACAGGCGAUUUCACCGAGCUGGGACUGCCCUCAGAGGUUAAGAAGUUUAAUGACUGGUUAGAUGAGGAAAUAGAAGACCAGAAAAUUAGAUGACUUACCCAGAGGCACACAGCUAGUAUCAGAGAUGAGUUUUCAAACUCUCCCUCAGUCCAAGUCCAGCCUUCUGAGACAUCUAAAGAAAGGAAGGACCUGUCCUUUAGAUAUUCCUCAAGACAUGUUAGCCCUCCAGUGUGGCUGUCCUCACACAGUGAAUAUCGUCACAACCCCAGUGCCCGCUAACAAUGAUGCCAAAAUUUAGGGCUUAAAUUCCGUUUUUGCUUAGAUUAUCCAGAUAAUUGCUGGAAUAUGCAGGUAUCCACCUCCUUGCCCCCUCUGCAAUGUGGUUUGAUAGUCUUAAGCACACGUCCACACACAUAUGUACAAAGGUCAGAGGGGUAGUAUGUCAGUGUCAAGAGAGAACGUACCUUGGAGUCAGGAAGAUGUGGGUUCAAGUUCAACCUUGUAUACAUUUUGGCCAUGUAAACCCAUAAAACUUGUUCAAUUUAGCUGCUCUGGCAUCUUUUUAAGGUUGUAAUUUGACGACAGAUUUUCUUACACCAAUAAAAUCAUAGAUUUUUUCACCAAAUA
Messenger RNA from Monodelphis domestica (gray short-tailed opossum), 1576 nucleotides. RefSeq names its product metallophosphoesterase domain containing 2 (gene MPPED2). The record is from RefSeq and is a predicted model, not a curated record. NCBI's taxonomy places the organism in Eukaryota, Metazoa, Chordata, Mammalia, Didelphimorphia, Didelphidae.